Diorhabda sublineata is the source of this 1776-nucleotide messenger RNA. Its product is annotated as FERM, ARHGEF and pleckstrin domain-containing protein 2-like. Gene Ontology annotation, molecular function: guanyl-nucleotide exchange factor activity. The transcript has 9 exons. The coding region runs from base 1 to 1776 and encodes 591 amino acids. Lineage: Eukaryota; Metazoa; Arthropoda; Insecta; Coleoptera; Chrysomelidae. The record is from RefSeq and is a predicted model, not a curated record.
AUGGUCCCAGACAUGCUCUAUUGGAUUAAGGUCCGAGCUACGUGCAGGCCAAUUCAGGAUGACAAUAAAAAAGAACUGUUAGAGCGAGUUAAAGUCGAAGAUACCAAAUUGACGGACAAUAAUAAUUUUUAUACGUCAACUCCUCUUAGAACAGCAAAUGGGAACGUCUCGGAAUUAUCCUUAACUUCAAAUGGCAACUAUAGUACUACCAAUACCUUGAACGGUGACGACAGUCCUUCCAAAGUACUAGCCAAAGAGCAGCUAAUGAAUAGCAUUAACGCCAAUACAUUAAUAAACGCAAAAGAAAUUUUAAUGACGGAACUGACUUAUAAAAAAGAUUUAGAUGUCAUCAACGUCUGGUUUCGAGAUGAAAUAGGUAGAGAAGAACCAGAAGAAUGUCAAAUCCUUUUAUCGUUAAUAGCACCUUUAGCACAAGCCCACGGAUUGUUAGUAAAAGAUUUAGAAAAGAGAUUGAAAGGUUGGGAUAUAAAGGGAGGACCUAGAGCCAUACCUAGCGCCGAAAAAAUAGCUGACGUACUUUUGGCGCAUUUACCACCACUUUUACCAAUAUACGAAGAAUAUUUAGAUGGACACAUGUUAGUUCUCGAACGUUUAGAUACGGCUUUCAAACAAAACAAUCGCUUCGAACAGCUCUAUAGAGAUUUCGAAACACAAAAAGUUUGUUACCUUCCUCUAACAACUUUUGUCCUGAAACCAUUACAUCGUUUGCUACAGUAUCAGGCUCUUCUACAAAGGCUUCUAAAACAUUACGGACCUAGUCAUCCCGAUAGGGCCGAUUGUAUGACAGCUAGCGAUACACUGAAAGAUUUAAUGCAACCUGUAACCGAAACUUUAGAACAAUCCAAGAAUUUGGCAACACUGUGUGAACUACAAAGAGAUAUUAUUGGAUUCGAUAAUUUGGUACAACCCGGAAGGAAGUUUAUAAGACAUGGUUGUCUUUUGAAACAUUCUAGGAAAGGAUAUCAACAGAGAAUGUUCUUUUUAUUUUCGGAUAUUUUACUGUAUACUUCACGGUCUCAAGCGACGUUGCAGUUCAAAGUGCAUGGUCAUAUGCCUUUAAGAGGUGUAUUAAUUGAAGAACCUGACGGUGAUUUAAUGUUUAACGGUUUGAUUAUAUAUGGAGGUAAUAGAGCGUUAACUGUGGCAGCUAAUUCACCAGAAGAAAAAGAAAAAUGGAAAAACGACCUUCAGAGUACUAUCCAGCUAGCUAGAGAUAAAUCUGAUACCAAAAUCACAUAUUUGAGUCUAAAAAGUUGCAGUUCGUCCGAUGAACAUCUGGAUCAAAUCGGUAACAAUGAUGUUGGUACCCAAACGAAGCCUCAAACUCAAAGAAACAAUACCACUGUUCAUGUUUGUUGGCACAGGAGUACCAGUAUUAGUAUGAAAGACGAAUUGUUAGCGGUAGAGAACCAACUAUCUGGCUAUUUAUUGAGGAAAUUCAAAAGCAGUAACGGUUGGCAGAAGCUUUGGGUAGUAUUCACCUCUUUCUGUUUGUUUUUCUAUAAAGGUUGCACAGACGAUUUUCCUUUAGCGUCUUUACCACUAUUGGGCUAUUCUGUUGGUCCUCCGCUUCCCGAAGAUCAGAUUGUUAAAGAUUAUGUUUUCAAAUUGCAGUAUAAAAAUCAUUUAUAUUUCUUCAGAGCCGAAUCAGAAUACACUUAUAAUAGGUGGAUGGAGGUCAUAGGAAGCGCGACUCAAAGCAGGCGAAGAAAAAUUUUACCAGUGAACGAUAAUAAAAUCGAAACGUCUUCAUAG